UAUGAUUCUCAUUGGUGGCUGUUCUAGUUUCUCGAGGGGCCUCUUAGUGUGAUCUCCUUAGAUCUGUUUGGUCCGAUUCUUUUUUUAGUUGCUGGUACAAAAGUUCGGACACGAGAACCAGAAAGCUUCAGUCUCAGGUUUCAAGAAUGUUGAACCACGACAGAGAUGAAGAACUCUCAAUGUUCCUUGAGAUGCGUCGACGUGAGAAAGAACACAGAGGAGAAUCUCUCUUAGCAGGAUCUGAUAAUAUUAGUAUGAACGGAGCGUUGACGACUGCUGUGUCCGCGGCUCUCUCUGGUGUCUCGGAAACGGUGUCGUCUCAACGUUAUCCUCUCCGGAGAACCGCCGCUGAGAACUUCUUGUACUCAGAGAAUGAGAAAUCCGAUUAUGAUUGGCUGCUUACACCUCCAGGCACGCCACAGUUUGAGAAAGAGUCACAUAGGAGCGUAAUGAAUCAGAGUGAUGCUCCCAAUUCUCGCCCCACAGUUCUCAAAUCUCGGCUUGGGAACUGUGGUGAAGAGAUGAUCACAAAGAACAAUAAUAAGCCCCAAAUGUCGUCGUCCUCUGUAGCUGGAGUUAGAAGACCAUCUUCAUCAGGUAGCUCAAGGUCAACGAGUAGACCUUCAACACCAACCAAUAGGUCAACGAGUAGACCUUCCACACCAACCAGAAGGUCUACAACUACAACCACCUCAACAACAAGGCCUGUGACCACCACCAGAGCUUCAACCUCUAGAUCCUCAACUCCCACCUCACGUGCCACCUUAACUGCCGCACGUGCUACUACUACCUCUACAGCAGCUCAACGCACCACAACAUCAACCGGUUCAGCUAGAUCAGCUACUCCUACUCGGUCUAAGACCCAGCCGUCUUCUGCACCUUCUAAAAAACCGUUAUCAAGGCCUUCAACCCCUACAGGUCCAUCAAUAGCUUCGAGUAAAGCUCCCUCUCGAGGGACCUCUCCAACUCCAACUGUGAAGUCGUCAAAGCCGGAGAUGCCUGGUUUCUCUUUAGAUGCCCCACCUAACCUAAGGACCACUCUACCAAACAGGCCAGUCUCAGCUUCAAGAGGCAGACCUGGAGUAGCCUCAGCACCAGGCUCAAGAUCUUCUUCCAUAGAACGCGGCACUGGUGGCUCCACUAGUGGUAGCGUUGGACAUGCAAGAAGGCAAUCUUGCUCCCCGUCCAGACGUCAAGCGCCUAUUGGGAACACCAACGGGAGUCUCCCGGGUGCACGUGGGCGAGGAAAGGCUAACAAAGGUGGGAGUAGUAGCUGCGAUAGCUUUAGCCCUGUGGCUAUGGGAAAUAAAAUGGUGGAGAGAGUGGUGAACAUGAGGAAACUAGGUCCACCAAGGCUAACAGAGAACGGUGGUCGAGGAAUUGUGAAAUCUAACUCAGCUUUUAACAGCCUUGGGUAUGGGAGAAACCUCUCCAAGAGCUCCAUCGAUAUGGCCUUAAGACAUAUGGAUAUAAGAAGAGGCAUGACAGGAAAUCUCCGGCCGCUGGUGACGAAAGUUCCGGCGUCAUCAAUGUACAGCGUGAGAAGUGGGUCGACUAGUGACACGAACUCUCCGGUAGCUACGAGCAGCACGAUGAGCUCAUCAGAACUGAGUGUGGACAACAUGAACAUUUUGUGCUUAGAUGGGAAUGAUGCUGAAAACGAUGAUCUUCUCAGCGAAAGAAGCUAUUCAUGAAAUAUAAUAGGUUACUUUAUAACCUAUGUUCUUGUUUUGUUACCAUUACUUAAAUAACGUGUUUCUAGAGAAACUAAAACGUAUUGAAAACAAC
Molecule: messenger RNA, 1788 nt
Organism: Eruca vesicaria subsp. sativa (arugula)
Lineage: Eukaryota; Viridiplantae; Streptophyta; Magnoliopsida; Brassicales; Brassicaceae
Source: the annotation of a GenBank genome assembly